AUGCCUUUUAUUUCAGUGCCUCCGCUGGCCAUUAGGAAACUUUACAACUUCUUCCAGUACAACGGCGAACGUUGUCCUGACAUCUUUACUGGCAUACCCUAUCAACUUCAUUUUACAGCUAAACAGGUGCUGUUGAUGUUCCUGGAGCAGUGGUUGAUCGCUCAGCUGCCCUUAUCGCUUGUGUCGGCCGUGAAGCGGCAUUUCAAGACGAGCAAGCCAUAA
This is a messenger RNA of Angiostrongylus costaricensis, 222 nucleotides long. Lineage: Eukaryota; Metazoa; Nematoda; Chromadorea; Rhabditida; Metastrongylidae. The record is from the annotation of a GenBank genome assembly.